AUGAGCAAAGACGUAUUCCCGCUACUGGAUAUCCAAGAGCUUGUUUUGUGUCUUCAAAGUUGCGAUUUCGCUCUCGCUAAUGAAGAAAACAUCUCGAAACCCUCUUCAAAGUACGUGGUUACUCUGUACAAACAAAUAAUCGACAGCUUCUCGGGAAUCUCGCCAGAUGCUCUAAUCAGUCAGGGAGAACUAUUAGUGGGAUCAGGUGGUGAGCGAAUCGAUGAUGAUCCUGUUUACAAGGAUACUUUGGAAAUGUUGACUCUAAAUAAGAUUUGCUUCAAGUUUUUUCAAGAUAUCGGGGUGCCAGACUUCAAUAUGAUGGAUCUGUAUAAACCAGAUGCGCUGCGCACACAACGAUUUUUGAGUGCUGUGGUCAAUUACGCGCGAUUUCGCGAAGAACGUAUGCUGGACUGUGAUCAAUUUAUGUCUCAAACAGAAUCUCUACUAGGUCAGUUGCGGCAGAAACUGGACGACUAUAAUUUUUUACAACAGCAGAUACAAAAAUAUCGAGAAAGCACGGAUUUAGCAGAUGGUGAGACACUUUCUUCGCUCGAGGCUAAUAAUCGAAAUUUAGAAAGCCAAUUGAAGAAGCUAACACAUGUCCAAGAAACGUUCACCAUUGAUUAUAAUAACUACAAAAGUGAAAAACGCAAGUUAAUGGCCCAAUUGGAAAGUCUUGGCUUUGAAUUAAUCGAAUUGGAAUUGCAGCGUGACAAACUGCGACGGUACUCAGAAGCAGAUUUACCUAAUUUAAACGCUAGCAUCCAAGAGUUAUCCAAAAUGUUCGAGGGCCAACAAACUACUUUAACAGUGCUUCAGGACAAACAUCGCAAUCUUGUAAGAUCAAUGGACGUUUUUCAGACAGUCACAUCGGAACUUUACGAACUUUUGCGGAUAAUUUCAACAGAUUUGCAAGAGUCACAUCUUCGAGAGCUCAGUUUGCUGGAAAUGAAGGAUCAGCUCGCUAAAAGCGACGCCAAACUCAGCAAUCUACUCGAGUCUGGCCUUAUUAUCAAACUAUCCAGUUUAAACGCCCAGUUGGAAAGUCGUAAGCAGAGUAUCCGUGACUUAGAGGAAUCAACACGAUCUCAACAACUCGAAAAUUCUUCAAUAUUACAAACCUUGCAAAAAGAGUACGCAGAGGAGGUAAUGCCGGAGGUCCAACGGAUCGAAGAGCAUGUAGAAAAGGAGCUGUUCGGAAAUGUGAUCAACACUCUAGAGAAAGACAUGCAAGCAUUAAGAGACGAGUUCAAGAAAGAGUCGGAAGCUAUCGAAUUAGAGUAUUCUCUUUUGGCAACUCACAUAAACAAUUACAUGAGGAGCAUGCUGGAAAUGAUUAAAUAG
Messenger RNA from Lachancea dasiensis, 1344 nucleotides. The record is from the annotation of a GenBank genome assembly. Lineage: Eukaryota; Fungi; Ascomycota; Saccharomycetes; Saccharomycetales; Saccharomycetaceae.